GGCGUUCUAGUACUACGAGAGAAAAAAGAGGUGAAAGAAAAUUAUUUAGUUGAAUUUUGCGAGAGCUGCGGGAAAAGUGAAAAAUAUCGUGAAAAACAGCUGGGAAAAUUAGUGUGAAAAGUGAAAAUUAAUUCUCUGUGAGUUCCUCGACACGUCUUUGUUGUAAAUUUGUGGAUUUCUUUAUGCAAAGGGCAAGCUGCUCAUCAGUUAAAUGGAGCACGUGAACGAGAAGAGUUCACUCACAGCCAGUGGGAGUGAUCACGAAGUGAUGGACUCGUGGACAUUUGUGGAUGAGUCAAGGAACUCUGCUGGGCAGCAGCAACAUGCAGAAGAAACAUCAGGGAAUCCAGAGACCGAAGAGAGCCAUCCUCAGAGUACUGAGAUGAAGACAGACAAAUAUCAUCUCAGUGUAGAUCAAGACAAUGACACUGAGCUCUCUGAUGGGAUUUCCAUAAUCAGCGAUAGUGACUGCGGGGGUGGAAGGCACUCACCGGAAAUACCCCCAAAGGAGACACAAAGUCGCUCUACGGAUACAUCCUUUAUCCCCCCACCUACACCCCCAGAGACGCCACUCACUGUUGCACGUGAGGAGAAGAGACUCGUUGAGGUGGACAAUCAGCUGGUGGAGAAGGAAGUGGAUGUGGUUCGAGGAAUAUUCGGAAUUGGACGACGACAUGUGAUCUUUGUGGUUCUCCUGGCGGGAAUUAGUGGAGCAAUGUUUGGGCAUAUCUUCAGGCUGAAUCCGGGUGUUCCGUGUGACUGUACCAAGUUGAUUGAGCCCCUCAUGAGUAGGGUGUACGAUCUCGAAGUGGAAAACUUCAAGCUACGCGAUGAAGUGACCAAGUUAACGAAUAAGAUCCUUUCUGACCUCCAAGGAGCAUCUCCUAAUCCGUCCAAUCAACCACAAAAUCCUCAAAAUGUUGCGCAGGAAGGAGAAGAAGAGAAAAUCUGGGCAGGAGAUACGGGAGAGGCGACUGUGAAGCCCCUUGUGGAUGAAAGUAUCUGUGGAGCUGAUACGGGAGAUGAUCUCUUUGACGAUUACUACGGAAAAGUAUGCAGAGAAGCUGAGAAGCGUAUAAAGGAAGCAAGGAAGGCUUUUGAUGAGGAUCCCAAUUGGCAGAAGACUCCAUGGAAGCCAGAACCACCCAAGGAGGUGCGACAGGAGAAGAAAUAUGAGAAAAAAGAAAAAUAUGAUGAGAGGAAGAAAGAAAAAUAUCCAAAUGGAGAUGAUUGGAAGGAUUCAAAGGAAGAUCGAAGAAAUGCCAAGGAGAAGAGAAAGAAUUAUCGGGAUGAGAGGAAGAAUUCAAAGGAGGAUAAAAGGGAUAAUGUAGACAGAAGGGAUUUCGAUGAUGAUGACAGUGAUGAAAAGGAGGAUAGAAAAAAUUCAAAGGAAUACAAGAAAGAUUUCAAGGAAGACAGAAGAGGAUCUGAUGAAGGCAGAAGGGAUUCAAAGGAAUACAGAAAAGAUUCAAAGGAGGACAAAAGGAAUAAUUCAAAGGAAGAUAGAAGAAAUAACUCCAAGGAAGAAAGAAGGAAUUCAAAAGAACGCUUUGACGAGAGAAAGAAGAAGGAUGAUGACGACUGGAGUGGUGAAGACUACCGCAAACAAGAGAAGAGGAGUGAGAAAAUGAAAAAGGGAGAACGAAAGGACUACGAUGAUUUCAAAGAUAGUCGUGAACGGAAGAAUGGGGAUAGGAAGCGCGAUAAGAAGUAUGAGAAAAAGUGGAAAGAUGACGAUGAUGAUGAUAGCAAGGAAGACAGGAGUAAGGAAUUCGACACAGAGUGGCAUGAAAAGCGAAUGAACGGAAGGGAGCAGUUCAGGGAGAAGGAGAGUGGUGAAAAGAAUGGCAAUUGGUACUUGGAACGUGGGUCAGAUCGCGAGAUUAAGCGACUCCGGGUGGAUGGGUCAGGAUCACACGAGAGGAGGCGCUAAUACGGAGUUUCCAGUAUUUUUUUUCUCGCCAUCAGGACAAUUUAAAGAAAAAUCCUUUUUAUUAGAUUACCAUGAUAAUAAGUUUUUUUUUGUCAGGAAUGUUACAAACUUUGUGAGAUCAUUUUUUUUGUCAAUAUUUUAUUUUAUUUUAUUGGUCCAGUAGAGAAAGAUUUAUUUACAAGAAACAAAUAGAGUUUAUAUUGUUAAUUUAAAAUAGAAAUAAAAAAAAUGUGUGAUAUGAUUUA
Lutzomyia longipalpis is the source of this 2178-nucleotide messenger RNA. RefSeq names its product protein starmaker-like. The transcript has 3 exons. NCBI's taxonomy places the organism in Eukaryota, Metazoa, Arthropoda, Insecta, Diptera, Psychodidae. Bases 212 to 1933 code for a protein of 573 amino acids. The record is from RefSeq and is a predicted model, not a curated record.